Messenger RNA from Magnolia sinica, 619 nucleotides. RefSeq names its product heavy metal-associated isoprenylated plant protein 31-like. The record is from RefSeq and is a predicted model, not a curated record. The transcript is spliced from 3 exons. NCBI's taxonomy places the organism in Eukaryota, Viridiplantae, Streptophyta, Magnoliopsida, Magnoliales, Magnoliaceae. Gene Ontology annotation, molecular function: metal ion binding. Bases 95 to 505 code for a protein of 136 amino acids.
UCUCUAUAAAUAGGCUUCCAAACACACUUCUAUUUCUACGUAAGAAUCCUCCUCCACACAUACAUUUUGUUCUAUCAUAUUAAACUACAAAAGAAUGUCUGUGAUACAGGUGAGGGUCCCGAACCUCGACUGCGAGGGCUGUGCCACAAAGAUUCGGAAAGCUCUCUUCAAGCUCGAAGGAGUAGAUGAAAUAGACAUAGAAAUGGAAACACAGAAGUUUACCGUAAGAGGGCAUGCAGUGGAGGAGAAGAAGGUAAUCAAGACCGUCUGUCGGACUGGGAAAGCUGCCGAACCAUGGCCAUUUCCAGCUUACUCCCAUUACUCAUCAUUUUAUAAAUACCCGGCCCAUAUAGCGAACCACUACUACGAACUGUCCAGCAACGAUCUGGCGAGUGUACACACUUUCUUCCGUACUCCCGCAACAUACUCAGUGGCUGUGGCAUCUGAUGAAGCUGUGGCAUCCCUUUUCAGCGAUGAAAAUCCACAUGCAUCCACCAUCAUGUGAUCACGUGGUUUUUUAUUUAUUUUUUAUUUGUUUUUUAUUAAAUGUUCAACGGAUAAGGUUGUAUUGUUUUGUUAUUGAGAAAUGAUCCAGUGGUUUAGAUCAUUAUAAGUUACA